This is a messenger RNA of Aspergillus puulaauensis, 456 nucleotides long. RefSeq lists its product as uncharacterized. The transcript has 2 exons. The record is from RefSeq and is a predicted model, not a curated record. Bases 1 to 456 code for a protein of 151 amino acids. Lineage: Eukaryota; Fungi; Ascomycota; Eurotiomycetes; Eurotiales; Aspergillaceae.
AUGAUAGCGCAACAGCCGCGUUCUUUUCUGAAGCUAUUCUCGGCACCCAACUGGGACUCGGACUUGACCUCCACCAAGGGCCCCGCACGCCCCAGCGAACCCCCUCCAAAACGAGCUUCCACCAUGGCUCGGUUCCGCACCCACCAGCACAAGAAGAACGCCCGCUCUUUAGCCUCCGAGGGCCCCUGGAAGGUCGAUACACCGUUUGGACCGCCCGAGAUCUCGCACAUACACGUCCCCGGCGGCAUUCGACGGAUACGAAAUACCUUUGCGAAAUUGACUCCAUCCGCCCGGGCCGAACGGCAGUUGCUCAGACAGAAGAACCUAUACAAGAGCCCCCUGACCGAGCGCAACGUUGACACCUUCGUCACGCACCAGGAAUUCGCGGAAGCCUGCUAUCCGAAUCGACACAGCAAUGAAGUACAAGUGGUCGCUUGGCUUGAUCGACUGUACUGA